Nezara viridula (southern green stink bug) is the source of this 438-nucleotide messenger RNA. The record is from the annotation of a GenBank genome assembly. Lineage: Eukaryota; Metazoa; Arthropoda; Insecta; Hemiptera; Pentatomidae.
AUGGGUGACGAUAGGAUACCAAAGAUAAUUAUGGAUUGGGAGGCAGAGUAUAUAAGGAGAGGAAGACCUCCAGUUAGAUGGAAGGACAGAGUGGUGGAGAAGGAAAUUAAAGCAACCAGUGAAGAAACCAGAAAGAGAAUUACAGGCUGCCGGAUUGUGAUGGAAGAUCCGACUUACCACUCAAGUGGAAACACGACUUUAAUUGAACCAAGUCCGUUUCUAAAGGCUGAAUGGAAGAGCAGCGGGUCGCCAGCCGACCCGAGAAGAGGUGAAACAGCAAGACGAUACAACGUAACCAAACAACUAACCCCUCAUCCUCACGAGACCGGUUCGACAACGCUACUGACGGAAACUGCAGUCCCUUCUCAGGUUCUCAGGCAGCCCCCCUCCACGUUACUUUACGAUCUUGCUUUAGUACCGUCAGUACCUCUGCUAUGA